UUUUUCAACCAAACUAUGUAACUAUAUAGAUGCAGAUGAUACACAUCAGGAUUACACAGUAUACGUUUGCUUUUUACUAUACAUUUUUGAACGUUUGUUACAAUAAAGGGUUGAUCAUUACUAUUUGAUAACCUUUUAUUUUGUUAUGUGAAUUAAUGCUUUUCUUACUGUCUUGUAGAAAAGUUUGUCCUGGGACACUAAUUACAAAGCUAAGGGUUUUUACACACUGUAACUCCUAAUCUACCUACAUAACUAUGUACAUUAGCAUAUGAAACACCUUCUAAGAGAAGUAAUAUAGAAUAUGCAUAUGUUAUGAGACUUUGACUUAUUACAUUUGUCUCAUGGACUGGGGUUAAACAUUAAUUCAUCUCUUCUUUGCUCUCCUGCUUUUCACAACUCUAAUCCAGGACACAAUGACAGAGUUUGGGGAAAUUCUACAAAAUGUUGGGGAAUUUGGGCGAUUCCAGAAAUUUUUGGUAUUUCAGAUGUGUUUAAUCAGUUUCUUGAACUCCUUCCACAUGUUUGGACAAGUGUUUAUGGGAAUAUCAGUGCCUCAUCAUUGUAAUACCAGCUGGAUCUUAGAAAAGAAUCCAAACCUAACUGAAGAAUAUCAGCAGAAUUUAACCAUCCCUCAUUAUACAGAAGGCAGCUAUGAGCAAUGCCUCAUGUACACUCCUGUGGACUGGGAUAUAGAAUCUAUUGAAAGAUAUGGACUGAACAGCACAGAGGUCUGCCAGGAUGGAUGGGUGUAUGAUAUGUCACAGCAGAAGUCAACGCUGGUCACAGAGUUUGACCUGGUGUGUCACAGAAAGGAACAGAAGGAUCUCUCCCAGUCCAUUCAUAUGUUGGGGCUGCUUAUUGGAUCUAUUAUUUUUGGUCAUUUAGGAGACAGGAUUGGUAGACGUCCUGUUAUGUUAAUCUCAAUGUUAAUGAUGUUUGCCUUUGGUGUGGGAGCAGCAUUUGUUCCAUAUUUUUAUGUCUAUAUGGUUCUGCGCUGUAUGGUAGGAAUUGGAAUGGCUGGUGUUAUGCUGAACAAUCUCACAUUAGUUGCAGAGUGGGUAGGAGCAUCACAGCGUGCAUUUGCCACUAUCACUGCACAUGUUUGCUUUGCAGUAGGACUAAUAGCUUUGGCUGGGGUAGCUUAUGCCAUCCGAAACUGGAGGUUGUUAGAGAUUGCUUGCUCUGCACCCACAGCCCUGCUGUUCUGGUACUUCUGGUUUCUUCCAGAAUCACCGCGAUGGCUUCUAGCUAAAGGGAAAGUAAAAAAGGCCAAAAAACUCCUCCAGAAAGCAGCAGUUAUGAAUAAACGGGAACUAUCUGAGGAAUUGUUUAAUCAAUUACAAGAAGAAAAACAGGCUACAUCUGGAAACAUGAUAGAUCUUUUUAGGAUCCCAAAUCUGAGAAAAGUAACUCUGAUUAUGUGUUUGAUAUGGUUUGUGAACAGUCUGGUCUAUUAUGGUCUAAGUCUCAGUGUUGGGAGUUUUGGGCUGGACAUUUAUGUCACCCAGCUCAUAUUUGGAGCAGUAGAAGUUCCAGCUCGGAUUGGAGCCAUAUUCAUGGUGGAGUAUUUUGGAAGGAAACCAAGCCAGGCAGCUUGUCUCUUGCUUGGAGGAGUUGUCUGCCUUAUUGUUACUGCAAUACCAAACGAGUUUUCUAUCGUAAUAACAGUGUUGGCCGUAAUUGGAAAAUUUGCAACAGCGUCUUCCUAUUCAAUUUGUUAUAUUUAUGCCGCUGAGGUAUUCCCCACUGUUAUCAGACAAAAUGGAGUGGGUCUUUGCUCUAUGACAUCCCGUGUUGCUGGAAUAAUUGCUCCCCUCAUAAAUCUUUUGGACCAGUAUCAUUCAGCUAUUCCAAUGGCUGUUUAUGGCAGUGGCCCCAUCAUUGGAGGCCUUUCCUGUUUCUUUCUUCCAGAGACACGGAACAGAGACCUCCAGGACCAUACACAUGAUGCCAAUGGAGUGCCAAGAAGCGAGAGCAAAAGAGGACAACAUUUGAUCAAUGGACAUCUUGAACUGAGCACAGAGCUAGAGCAGAAAAGUACACGCUUAUAAGCUGCACCUAAAACAAUUGACGCAGUGUAAUCUGUAAGAACGCUAAAACUGGACUCAUUUGCAUCUUUAUAUUACUGUUUUUUUGUUUGCCAUGCACUUCCAUUUCCUUUAAAUACCCAUGAACAGAUUAAAGAAAAGACAUCGAUUUUUAUGGCCAAUGCACAUUAACACACGCUAAAGAUGUAAACUAGCACCAAUCAAAACAAUGACAAACUUAUGUUUGAGAGUAUGUGCAAUAAAUAAUAUGAAAACCA
Rana temporaria (common frog) is the source of this 2305-nucleotide messenger RNA. RefSeq names its product solute carrier family 22 member 13-like. The coding region runs from base 414 to 2051 and encodes 545 amino acids. Lineage: Eukaryota; Metazoa; Chordata; Amphibia; Anura; Ranidae. Gene Ontology annotation, biological process: transmembrane transport. Gene Ontology annotation, molecular function: transmembrane transporter activity. The record is from RefSeq and is a predicted model, not a curated record. Gene Ontology annotation, cellular component: membrane. The transcript has 10 exons.